Messenger RNA from Dentiscutata heterogama, 219 nucleotides. NCBI's taxonomy places the organism in Eukaryota, Fungi, Glomeromycota, Glomeromycetes, Diversisporales, Gigasporaceae. The record is from the annotation of a GenBank genome assembly.
GAUAUCGUGCCAAGCCUAUUAUAGGUUACCAUUUGGUAGAAAAACCUCGAAUUUAUAAAAACAAAAAAGAAGAAACUAUUGUAAUUAAUGAAGGAAAUUUUAAUAAUAGCAGCCGACAAAUGGAACAUGCUAAUUUAAUCAGUUCUAUUACUAAAAUCACACCUACACUUAUUGAAUAUGAUAUUGUUCUUGAAGUUGCCAUAGAUGGAGAUCUAAAUA